Pocillopora verrucosa is the source of this 2879-nucleotide messenger RNA. RefSeq names its product serine/threonine-protein phosphatase 4 catalytic subunit B. Gene Ontology annotation, cellular component: cytoplasm; nucleus. Gene Ontology annotation, biological process: double-strand break repair via homologous recombination. The record is from RefSeq and is a predicted model, not a curated record. Lineage: Eukaryota; Metazoa; Cnidaria; Anthozoa; Scleractinia; Pocilloporidae. Gene Ontology annotation, molecular function: protein serine/threonine phosphatase activity.
CAUGGCGGCCAUGAAGCAUUGGACCUUUACGUAACACAAAUUUGACAGUUUUUUUUGCAUGCCAUUUUGGUGAAUUAAUCCAAGUCAAACGGAGAAACCUUAAGUAGCUUUCAAUGUAAUCAGCUUCUUUCUCCUUUCGAGAAAAAAAUCCAAAAGUUCCUUAUUUUAGUGUGCUGAUCACAAGACUCUUCUGAGCUACGGAGAAAACUGUCUCGAUCGGUGAACUUUCUAAAAUACAGCAGCUUUAAAUCAGAACAAAGUCAGGUUAGUUGACGAACCUAAUACACAGAGGCGAAGAUAAAAUGACAGAUUGCAGCGAUCUGGACAGACAAAUUGACAAGCUGAGGCGAUGCGAACUUAUUACAGAGAAAGAAGUGAAGCAGUUGUGUGCUAAAGCAAGGGAAAUCCUGGUUGAAGAAUCGAAUGUCCAAAGGGUGGACUCUCCAGUCACUGUAUGUGGUGACAUUCAUGGACAAUUUUAUGACUUAAAAGAACUUUUUAAGGUUGGAGGUGAUGUGCCAGACACAAAUUACCUUUUUAUGGGAGACUUUGUGGACAGAGGAUUUUACAGUGUAGAAACAUUUCUAUUACUUUUAGCUUUAAAGGUACGAUAUCCUGACAGAAUAACAUUAAUCAGAGGAAACCAUGAGAGUAGGCAGAUAACACAGGUUUAUGGGUUCUAUGAUGAAUGCUUAAAGAAGUAUGGCUCAAUAACAGUGUGGAGAUAUUGCACAGAAAUAUUUGACUAUCUUAGUUUGUCUGCAAUCAUUGAUGAUAGGAUUUUUUGUGUUCAUGGUGGUCUUUCUCCAUCCAUUACUACCUUAGAUCAGAUAAGGGCGAUUGACCGCAAGCAGGAAGUACCACAUGAUGGCCCCAUGUGUGAUUUGCUUUGGUCAGACCCAGAAGAUACACAAGGUUGGGGAGUAAGUCCUAGAGGUGCUGGAUAUCUGUUUGGCAGUGAUGUUGUCACUCAGUUUAAUGCAGCAAAUGACAUUGACUUGAUCUGUCGAGCUCAUCAGCUGGUGAUGGAAGGAUACAAGUGGCAUUUUAAUGAGACAGUCCUCACUGUUUGGUCAGCGCCAAACUAUUGCUACAGGUGUGGGAAUGUUGCAGCAAUAUUAGAACUGGAUGAGCAUUUAAAAAGAGAAUUCACAAUAUUUGAAGCAGCUCCUCAGGAGGUGAGAGGUAUGCCAACCAUUGCCAAAAAGCCUCAACCCGACUAUUUUCUCUGAAGCUGUUUGUUUCUACUACAGCUGAUCGACUGUGAACUACACCAUAUAUAAUGAUUGGCAGGAACAGUAAUUUUAUAUCAGUCUUGUAUAUCAGUCACAUAUGUUAGAGGAUUAAUUUAUUGAAAUAAUUACUCAAUUUUUGUUUGCUCAUACUUCUGGAGUUAACAUAGAAUUGUAUGUGGAGUAAAUUAUAUGACAGCUAUCUUUGUAUUUCUCAUGGAGAACUGAGCACAGAAUCCAACCCUUUCACUCCCAAGAUGUAUAUACCAAUUCUCCAAACUGUUUGCCAUACCUUGCCUGCCUAUAAUCUUUGUGAGAUAAACUAACAUCCCCUUGUUGCUGAUUUUUUCUUUAAUUCUUGUCACUGUUCUGCCUGAAAAUGUCCUUACAAUGUAGGGACAGAUUCAAAUCAGUUUUUUUUUUCUUGGGAGUGCAAGGGUGUAACUCUCAGAGCCUGUUGAACAGAUCAGAAAGGAAUCAAAGCAGACCUUUGAGAAUACUGGUGUCAUUCAACUGCGUAGAAACAUAGCUUAAUGUAGUUUACCAUGGGAUAAAAUCACUGUUCUCUUAAGUUAUCUUAAAUUUACUGUUAGGGUAUGAUCCUCAAUAGUUUAACUUAGUUAUUGGGAUUUUGGAAAACUUGAGUAGGUAUUACCUAAUAAUUUAACCACAACUGUCAAGUGGGGAAUUCAGCAUGUAGCUGUUAACUUUCAGAUCAAUAUUUAAACCAAGUUCAAAGCUUGUUAAUUUAGGUUUUCUAGGAAAUGGUUCCUUUAUUUGGUGGGAAACAGCCUUUGGAGGUGAAACUAUGGUGCCUUUCUGUGAAUAUAUUAUUUACUACUCUAAAAUUUAACUUCAGUUUCUUCUUUGUUUACUUCAUGAAAAAUGAAGUGCAACUUCUGUAAUAACCAUUUCCCAUUACAAGUUUUAAAUGUGAUCCAAAAGUGUUUGUGAUGAAGAAAGUCCAAGCAAGUUAAAUGUGUUGAUGUGAAUAACAUGAAUAAACUUGUGUUAUGGGCAUGUUGGUCACACAAGCGCAAUUUGUUAAAGUCUUUUGAUAAAGUGUGCUCAUAGACUGAGUGGGAGGGUUGGAAGUUAAAUUUUUAGAAAAUUUGUCAUGAUAUAAAAACAAGUGUAGGGGGGUGUACUUCAUGGCCAAGAUUGAAAUAAAUCUUGUCUCCCCAAACAUAACUCAGUCAAUAAGCAUAUUAACUGCUGCUCUUUCUCUUUCUUCUUUCUGUCAGCAUCUCAUGGGGCUGUACACCUUUUUUUGGCCUUUCUCAUGCUAUUGUGUAUGGUCCUUUAAUGGGGAUUUUUGUCUAGGGUUUUUCAAGGAAAACACCUCGGGAAGUAGUGUGGAUAUGAUAAAUGGUAAAACCAGUUAAUUUUGAGCUAAUUUUCUCUUGUUUAUUAAUCCAAGGGCCGUUUUCUUCUUAGCUUCCUGAGCAUGGCAAUGAUUUAAAUAUUACAUGAGAAUUGUGUGAAUCAAUGUUCAUGCCUAAACUGUUAAUUAAUCACAUUAAUUUUGUGCUGAUCAUCAUCACUGUAGCCAGGCCUGUCAAGUUUCCUUAUUAUGAGAAGAGUUUUAGAAUUAUUCAUGUUGUAAUUUACUGUAAACUAUAUCAUUUACAUCUAUAAAAUCUUUUA